Messenger RNA from Oenanthe melanoleuca, 9635 nucleotides. RefSeq names its product glutamine and serine rich 1 (gene QSER1). The transcript is spliced from 13 exons. The record is from RefSeq and is a predicted model, not a curated record. NCBI's taxonomy places the organism in Eukaryota, Metazoa, Chordata, Aves, Passeriformes, Muscicapidae. The coding region runs from base 358 to 5832 and encodes 1824 amino acids.
CCUCCUCCUCCUGCUCCCGCUCCCCCCGCCGGCUCUGCUGCUGGCGGCGGCCCCGGCAGCCCCUCCGCCGCGGCCUCCCUGCCCCCGGCCGCGGAGCCCGUGAGCCGCAACGCGCUGGCGGGGGAGGAGCGUCCCGGGAUCGCGCAGCCCGACAUGGGUCCGGCGGCCGCGCAGCCCCCGCCGCCGCCCGCAGCUCCGCCCGCCGCCCGCCGCUGAGCGGGAGCGGAGCGCCGGGGGCCGCACGGGGCCGCGCCGCUGCCCGCCCCGGAUGAGGCGCCGCUCCCCCCCCGCCCCGCUCGGUCCCCGCCGCCCUCUUGCGCGCAGGGCGCCCGCGGAGCCCCCGCGGCCGCGGCCCCGAUGAUGGACAGGAACUACCCCACGACCCCCGGCUUCGCCGAGCCCCUGGCCCCGGGCACCGCGCCGCCCGCCGCCUCCUGGGCCUACGAGCGCGGCGCCGGCAGCCUCAAGCCCAGCUUAAGCUAUGGAGGAGGACAUUCAUCACAUUCAGAAACAGACCUUCACAGACAGACAUAUACAACUCCUCAUCAGCUUCCUGGAUACUCAACUACUCAACAUCCUGCUGGUCUUUCAGGAAUAUUUGAUACCAGUAUGCACAGUGCUGGAGGUAACACUAAGGAAACUUCUUCAGUUAUGAAUUUUCUCUCUGCUAUUGAGUCUCGUACUGCUCAGGCAGUCUCUUCAGGAUCUACCCUUUUACCACAAUUCAGGGCUCCUUCCUGGCAGACAGGUAUGCAUUCCUCGACAGCCACAGAGCUAUUUGUCACUGGAGCUCUGCCAACCUCUGGAACAUUUCCACCAACCUCUGCUUUAUCAGCCUAUCAGCAUCCCAACACCUUCAGCAGCAGAAACUUUGCCACUACCCCUUCUCUUACUCUCCAAGAUGCUACUUUCAGUGCUACAUCAAAUGGUCUCUUGACUCCCCACGACCCUUUAUUGCAGAUUAAAACAUCGCAGGGCACUGUUCCAGCUGCGCUGACAUUCGAGCGCCUGGGCAGCUCUGUUCUGAGUACCAGUGUGCCCCCCCAGUCAUCCACAUACCGUUCUGCUCAAGAGUCUGCACCCCAUCUCCUGCAGCCUCAGUUCAGUUUGUUGCCUUCCACCCUUGGAGGAGCUCAGCAGGUGUCUCAGGCCUACAGCACAUCAGUCUUCACUGGUUCCACUGCUUCCAUGGACAGAGCACUUCAGAGAGAAUGUAGUGUUAUUAAACACCACCAGCGGCCUUCAAGUACUCAGUCUGUGCAGCCUCAGCUGGCUGUGUCACAGCAUUCCUUACACAGCUAUUUAACAAGUACAAGUGGAGUUAACUUUCAGGAUACAUCUAGGCACUCAGCGUUACCCUGCAGUCCAGUUGGAGAUGUUACUCAGGUGAGCAAUGGAGGACCACAGCAGAAGACUUCUCAAGUCACGGUGGAACUUGCUCAGUCGUACACAUCUGCAAUUCCAUCACCUGGUUUUCCAUCUGCUUCCACAGCAAAAGUGAAAAACUGUUCCAUGAAGCAGCCUCCGAGGUCCACAAAGACCCCCAAACCUCAGAGUGUAGCUCCCACUGUGCAGACACAAAGCUAUGCCAAAACUGCACAGAACCAGAGUUCUGUCAUUACAGGCCAAGCACAGAUCUAUUCUACAGCACAGCUCCCCAGCCUCUUGUCGGUCAGUCAGUCCCAAAAUUAUGUUUCAUGCCAGGCUCAGAAUGUGCCACCUGUCAGCCACUCACAGGAUUUCUCAUCCAGCAAGGUUGAGAAGCUGCCCUCACUGUAUAAAACAUUGACUUUUUCUGGGCAAUCACAAGCUAUUACUUCUGACAGUCAGACUCUAAAUUACUCCUCAGAGGAACAGGUCUUGACCUCGGUUCCAAAUGAGAACUACUCUGGGCAAAUGAGGGAACUUUCUUCAGUCAGCCAGGCUCAGAGCUACUCUUCUAGUCACUCUCAGGGUUUAUCUCCAGUUACCCAGUCCCAGGUUAAUUUUUCAUCUCAAUCACAAGUUUUAGCAGCUGUUAGUCCUUCAGAAAGCUAUUCUUCAGGGCAGUCUUUAACACUAACAUCACCUUCUCUUUCCUUUAAUGCAUCUCCUCGGGUACAAACUCUUCCAGCCUCGAGUCCUAAUCAAAGCUAUAUUACUUUACAUUCUUCUCAGAACUCACAGUCACAAGAAUCCUCCUCCCCACAGUCUCAAAAGUUUUUGCCAUCUGUCCAGUCUCCUUUUGCAUCCCCAGCUCACUCCCAAGCGCUGCAGAACAACAGACCUUCCUCAGAAACAAAGUCCUAUGUUAAAAGGAAGUCUGACUCCAAUUUGUAUGCCUCAUCCAAACAGGAGGAGGAAUUAUCAAUGCAGGACAUGCAGGCAUUGCAACAGCAAGCUACACUUGAAUCUUCCACUCAAAGCCUAACAGAGGAGGAGAUCAGUGCUCAGGAUGCAUCCUACAGGGUCUCAAAAGCAAAUGACAGAUACUCUCAAAGCGUCAUCAGAAGCAACUCUCGUCUUGAAGAUCAAGUUGUUGGACUUACUCUUCAAGGAACAAAAAAAGAUGAAAGAAUGGUCAGUUCUGUGGAGCAGCUUUCCCAACACAUUGGCCAUAUCAGCAGCCUAAGCCAUGAUAUCAAAAAGACAGCAAAUUUAAUGAGAACAGCACAGGGAACUGUGAGUGCUAAGGAGUUAAACCAACAGCAUUCUCUUAUGCAUAAGGUACAUGAAAGUAAAGCUCAAGAGCAGCAGGGCCAAGUCAUCAGCACACCACCACAGGUUCAGCCUCAUGCUUUGAGACAUGGUCAUCAGCUGUGUUUGCCCAGUGCACAGGUACUGCUGGAGUCAACCUGUGACUUGCAGAUUCUUCACCAGUCAAUCCUGCAGUCGGGUUUAGGGCAAGCAAAGGCAUCACCCCAAGUGCAAAGAAUACAGAGUCCUCAGCAAGUGACACACCCAUUCCUUCAGAUGGAUGGUCACAUUGUUCAGAGCAAUGGGGCUCAUUCUCAGCAACAGCUUCAUAGUCAGAAUUCAGAAGUAAUGAAGAUGGACAUUUCUGAGUCUUCAAAACCACUACAGCAGCAUUUGACAGCAAAAGAUCACUUCACUCAGACAAAUCAGCACGAUGCAAAGAAUCAGUUUGUUUCUCUUAGUUCAAUAUGCUUCCCAGAAUCUAUACUUCUCAGUGAUGAGAGGAAUAUAUUAUCCAAUGUGGAUGACAUCUUAGCAGCAACAGCAGCAGCUUGUGGAGUGACACCAUCUGACUUUGCCAAAUCAGCUUCUAAUGAAGAGGAAAUCCAAGCUGUUGAAAAUAGCGAGGAGUCUAAAACGCAGUUCCGAGCGUUGGAUUCCAGACAUGUGUCUGCUGUUUUCAGUGCCUCACCUACUGUAGUUGGAAAGCCAGCAAGCAGAAAUAAUAUUUCUCUGAAUGGAGGCCAAAUUACUCUAAACCUUACCCCAGUGUCAACAAUACAGACAAAAACUGUGAACCUGGAUCAGCAGCACCUUGAGACUUCUGAUCAGAGUGUACCAAUAAGAAUGACCUCUCCCACCCUUGGUGCUGGUCAGGAGGAGCAGGAGGCUGUUCGAGUGAAAAAACAAUCUAGCAUCAGUCAUGAAUCUGAGGAAGAUAAUGAUGCUUCUGUUGAUGGUACACUGACUGCAAGGGACACAGAGUUUGUUUCAAGUGCUAGGAGCCUGAGUGAGGAAAGUGCUGCUUCAGAGAAUGAUUUUAAUGUGGGUAGUGAUGAUGGUACAGUAGCAGGUAACCAGUCAAAGGUUCCAUUGCAGCCGCUGUCUGUGCCCCAAAGUGCAGAUGGAGCCAUUAAUAGAGCUGAGGAAGAAUGCCAAGAUUUAGCUCAAGGGAACCUCCAGAAGAAAAAAAGCAAAGGAAAAAGCCAAAACAAAAAUGCUGCAGAAGAUGACAGUGCAACUCAGAAACAGGUAAAAAGGAGUGGACAGUGUAAACGUCAAAAUUCAAGAGGAAAUGAUUCAUGUUUCACAUACUCUUCUCCUGUUUCUGAAGGUUGUUAUGAUACUUACCAACACCAGGAAAGAAUGAGGCAAAAAAUUAAAGAAGUUGAAGAAAAACAGCCUGAAGUCAGAACAGGAUUUAUUGCAUCUUUUUUAGACUUUCUAAAGUCUGGGCCCAGGCAACAGUUUUCCACUCCAGCUGUACGAAUGCCAAACAGGACUAGGAGACCAGUCACACAAAUAGUUCGUGCCCCUUGCCUGCAGCCCUCUGCAAAGCCCCAGCCAGCAGCAGCACCACCUGUAGCUGCUGAGGUCAGUGGAGAAAGUCCAACCAAAAAAGCUGAUGAGGAUCUCAAGAAAAAUUUAGAAGCGUUGCCGUCGUUUUCUUCUGAUGAAGAUGAUUCUGUGGGUGGUAACCAUGAUCUUCAAAAGAGCAUCUCUACUGCAUUGUCAGCCCUGGAUGAAACAUCUGACAAAAAGAUCAAAUCAGAAGCUGAAAAAGUGACAGUUGUUACUGCUGCUGCCACCACCACCAGUGCUGUAAUAAAGCAGGAAUCUCCACAGACAACUGCUCCUGUAGGGAAUGUGCAGGAAAAAGUGAAUCCAGCUGACCCCUUGAAAGUAGCUCAACAGGAUGCUGUGACUUCAGAACAAUUGGCAAAAACACAGGAGACUGUUGCAAUAGAAGGAUGUACUGAUGAGGAGAAUAUGGACAGUGAAGGAGAGGGGAUGUACAGAGAACGUGAUGAAUUUGUAGUGAAGAUUGAAGAUAUAGAGACACUAAAGGUUGCUUUGCAGACAGGAAAAGAGCCUCCAGCUAUCUGGAAAGUACAGAAAGCUUUAUUGCAAAAGUUUGUUCCUGAAGUGCGUGAUGGACACAGAGAGUUUGCUGCUACUAACAGUUAUCUUGGGUACUUUGGGGAUGCAAAGACAAAAUACAAACGAGUGUAUGUGAAGUUUGUUGAAAAUGCAAACAAAAAGGAGUAUGUCAGAGUAUGCUCAAAAAAACCACGAAUCAAGCCUGUCCAGUCAGCAAGGACUAUUCACUGCAAACCUAGUAAUAGCAACAUCAAACCCCCUGAUCCACCAACACCAAAACCAACAGCAACAAAAGUCUCUUCUGUGAAACCCAAAGCUAAACAGCCAAAGGUAAAGGCUGAACCACCACCAAAGAAAAGGAAAAAGUGGAAAGAAGAAUUUUCAUCUUCCCAGUCUGAUUCUUCACCUGAAGGCCAGAGUGAAGAAGAUGAGGUUGUACCUCCAGCUCCACUUGUUACUCGUUUUUUGAAUACAAGAGCAAUGAAAGAGACUUUCAAGAGCUACAUGGAGUUGCUUGUUAGCAUUGCCUUGGAUCCAGACACAAUGCAAGCCUUGGAAAAGAGCAAUGAUGAGCUACUCUUGCCUCACAUGAGAAAAAUUGAUGGUAUGCUGAAUGACAAUAGGAAAAGGCUGCUUUCCAAAUUGCACUUGGAUCAUGCUUUCAAGAAUGCUUUGGAAAACUUUCCUGAACUGACAGUGGUCACUCGGGAUUCCAAGACAAAGUGUGGAGGGACAUCUGUGUCUAAGAUCAAAAUGAAUGGUAAAGCUUACAACAAGAAAACACUGAGGACUUCUAAAUCAACCACUAAAUCAGCACAGGAGUUUACAGUAGAUCCAGAAAAAAUACAGUUGUACUCUUUGUAUCACUCACUCCAUCAUUACAAAUAUCACAUAUAUCUAACAUGUAAAGAAGAGAUUUCUUCUGUUCAGAAGACGAGUGCAGAUCUAGGCCAGGAAGAGAUUGUGCAGCUGUGCAUGAAAAACAUAAAAUGGGUGGAGGAUCUUUUUGAAAAGUUUGGUGAACUUUUGAAUCGUGUCCAGCAGAAAUGCUCAUAACAAACAUGUAUCCCAAAUCUCCCAUUUUUCUACGGCACUAACCUGAUGGAACAGAAAGCUCCGAGAGAGGCUCUGAUUUCUUGUACAAUGCCAGACUGCAUUCUUGUUCAUAGCCAUUUUUAUUUCUCUUUAUGGAACUCUGUGCCUUGGCUCUUGCUAAGGAAAAGUGAUGCUGCCAAGGAAAUCAGUCCUUUGGAGAUGGAACUAAACAUAAACCUAAUCACAUUUUUAACCUGAAGAGUUAUUUUCGAUUUUGUAAACUAUUGGAUAACUUAGUUUUAUUUUCAGAAAUGUCUUUGACAAGUGAUGAAGCAUGCACUACAUAUACUUUUUUUCUUUUUUAUUGCUCAACAGAUAACAACACUUAAAAUACUACAGAUUUUUCCAUCCCUGACUAAGUGAGAGAAAAGUCAGCGUUGGGGCGAACUAAUUUUUACAUGUCUGGCCACCAAAUUUAGAGUUUUGUACAUUUUGUGAACAGAGCUGGAGUGACAUCAGUUUCUGCAUACAUAUAUUGCCAUCAUAAAAUCCAGAAAUUUCAUUAUGCUUUAUGGACUCCUUUUACUAUUGUCAUGUUCAGGAGACUGAACAUGGAGUUGGUGCAAUCCUAUGACUGCUUUUGUGUCAAAUUAUAUUGUAAUGAAAGACAAUGAACUUAACUAUUUUCCCUGUUUUGAAGAAAAAAAUAUUUUCCUUUAUACUGUGUUUUUUUUUUCUUUUGGAAAAAAAAAUUCAAUUGUACAUUUUAUCUCACUAAUAGUUGUAUUUUUCACAGAGGAAAUAUUGUGGUUAAAAUUGUUACAUGUAUCUUUGUAAUACACUUUCCAUUGUUUUCAGUAAAUCCUAUUCAUUUAUAUGUUGAUUUUAUAUUGUAAACUAUGUAUCUCGAGGUAACCCUUUUGUUUAUACAGGUUUGCUUCAGUGUUAACCAGAAUAAUGCAUAAUGCAUACUAGACUAGUUUUGCUUUAAGUGUAGUUGUGUUAGACACUGCAAUUAUUUUCUGGUAUGUGAAAAUAAAUUUCUUACUAAACUAGCACUUGAUUAACUGAGAGUUUAAAUGAAGAGCUACUAUACUUUAUCUUGGUCAACAAAGAUUGUUGAUUGAAAGUAGACUAUAUGCAGUGUUAAACACAGCUUACAUAAUUGUUUGUAGAACUGGCAGUUGCAGAGCUGUUCUCUUUUUGGUGCCUUUCAAGUCUUCAGACAUCUUUGUAGCUUUUCUCCCCCUCCAGGUUGCUAACACUUACUAGUGCCACUAGUCACACUCAGACAAUGAAUGUAAUGGGCUCUAAUCAGGAGAACAUUUUCUUUGAAUUUGCCAAUAGAAUGCCUUACUGAGUCCUUCAGAGUGGAGAUGUACUCUACUGGCGUCCUAAAAAAAAAGUCAUGUCUUUUUUCAGAUAAUGUCGAAAAAAACUUCAUUCCUUUAUCCUUUUACUGCCACUUAGUGCCUUAAUUUCAGCCAAGAGAGCAGGGUUCACUAUUCAUUGGCCAAAUGAAAUAAUGUUCAUUGCCAUGUGACCUUUCCCCCAUGUUUGGAUCCUAUUUAGUUGUUAAAUAUUCAUUAGACCGUAGAACUAUAAAGAGUUUAAUGAAUAGAUGUGAAAAUGAAUUAUUUGAUCUUGAGUAAGCAAAUAGAGGCUUGAAUAUUAUUAAAGUAUGUACAGAAUUUUAGCUGAUUAGAUUUAGAACCUUGUAGGAUGUUUACCAUAUUUCCAAAGCUUUUCAUCCUUAAAAAGCAAUAAUUCUCCUUUACAAUUUGUGUGCAGACUAGAUGAACAGAAAUGGGUGUGUGCCCUUGCCUUUUUUAAAGCCUCUUCCUCGUGGUUUUGGAUUAAAAAGGGAGGUCACUGUCGUGUUAAUGACACAUUGUGCUACUGCUGUGUCUGCAAUUAUCUAGGAGAGAGAGGUGGGUUUGGGGUUAGGCAGAAUAUGCAGAUUGUUAGAGCAAUCAUGGAGCUAAUUAAUUCCCACGGUGAAAAGAAGGGUAGUAGCUGUGGGGAUAAGGAAUUUCUAUAGUUUCAGUCCUGCUGGGCCUGGUAGGAGCUCAAGUUUUUAGGGUGAAACCAACCAGCAGAGUUAGCAGCCUUGGCAGCAAUCAGAUAAAAUGAUUUUAAUGUCAAUGUGCACACUGGAACAGUAGGAAGGUACCUGGCACACUCUUCAGUCACUGGUGGGCAUUCCCAAGUUUACUCAGUGCAUUCCCUUCCUGGCAUGAGGGUGUAGGAGAGGGAGUCACUUGCCCAGGCAGAGCUCUGUAGUCCCAAAACAGUUUGGAAAUUCCUAGUCUGUGGUUAUAAAAAUCAUUAGGAUACAGACAGAGGGAACAAUGGAAUCAGCUCCUUGAUGGUGCAGAGCAGGUCAGACUUUGCCUCUCUCACACCCCAUCCUAAUGAAGCAUUGAGAGAGUUCUCUGUACUUUCUAGAUUACCACUACUGUCUACUUACUGGAUUUUCAAAUCUAGAAGUUGCUUUAGAAAGCUGCUUUCAGUCCUUAGAAGCUGAAAAAAAAAAAUAAAUAAAUAAAUGAGAGGCUUUUGGAAUAGCUUGUCCCUAUUUAAAAAGGAAAUAAUUUUAGCAACAACCAUAAAAAAAAAAAAAAAAAAAAAAAAGGAGGGGGCAGAGGGGCCAUGAUGCUCUGCACUGCCAUAGAAAGUGACCUGGCUUAUUUUGGGCUUAUACUUGGCUUAUUUUUGUUUCCCAAGGCCAGUUAAACAAGCACUGUGCCUGUAGAAGACAGGAAAAACUUACCUUGAAUAAAAGUAACUGCCCCAGACUAUUAAAGAUUAAUAUAAUGGAGCUUCCAUCUUUGUCUUGAGGUGCAAAAAUGGUGGCUGGAUUGUUAAUUUACCAAACUAGAAUAAGUAAAAACAUGGAACUCUCGAGUGUGUUGAAGGGUCAUAAAUCAAAGCAAAGCUUUGUUAGUAGGAUUGAAGAGGUUUUUUAUACUGAAGCAAACUUAAAUGAAAAAGUCAAUGUACAGAUUACUUUUUUUUUGCACAAAUACUUUGUUUUCUUGCAUUUUUGGUAAUGAAGUCUGCACCCACACCUCAAAUUUUUUCACCUUUGGAGUAACAGUGAGGUCUUCAUCCCUUACUAUGACAGUGGAAAUUGAGCACUGAUUUGACUGCAAGAGAAGAUGCACUAGGAAGGAUCAAAGCCCUCCUUAGACUAUGAAUUAGCAAAACAGGAAUGAAACAAAUUGCAUAAUCACUUAUUUGGCUUUUAAUUCCACUAUUCUCUCCUUUAGUGUGGCAUCCCAAUUUACACUGGGAUUUGGUUUUAUUCAAAUACAACAUUUCUCUUAAAGGCAGGUUUUGCUUUGAGAUGCUACUCCCAAAGUUUUGCUAGCAAAAAAAAUCAGAGACAAAAUUGGAUUGAGAAAUUGUUUCUGAAAACAGCUAAGGACUUUAGGGUCUUUGAGGUUCUGUGGCAUGUAUUGUAUUCAUAUAUUGUCAAAAUGAAAUACUACUUUUUAAAAAGUCAGAUCUUACAGGCUGUCUUCCAAGUAAAUGAUUUCCAUAGGAAAUAUAUUUUAAAUAUUAUUUAAAUAUUUACUACUAUUUAAAACAAUUUUAAAGCAGAAAAGCUAAUACUAUGGUCACAAAACGUCAGUGUGUCAUCAACCAUUUCUUAUUUCAUUGCCAGCACUUGACAUUUGGUCUCUCUUACCCUAUUACCAACCUGUGCAUUUCACAGGGCACAUUCUGCCAUAUUUUAUUAUUUAAGCUAAUAUUAACAUGUCAUUGGUAAUAAAUGCAUGUUUUUCUGCAUAUCUGUUCUACAUAUGGCAAAAAAAGAA